AUGGGAGCAUCCUGCAAUGCUGGCUGCUGCCAGGAUGCAGACGGUAGGAUCGUGGCUGAGAGAGAUUCGGCUCUGAAGGAUGUGGGAAUGCCACUUUCGUUGGGAUUUCCCCACGAGAAGCCAGCUGGUGAAGAGCGGCCAACACAUGUCUACGAUCAUGGUGCCGCCUAUACUGGUAGCUGGUUGGGAGAGCAGCGAGAAGGCUAUGGCGUCCAGGUGUGGCCAGACGGAGCUCGUUACGAAGGGCAGUGGAAGGCCGACAAGGCACACGGCUGGGGCCGGUUCGUUCAUGCGGACGGCGACGUUUACGAAGGGGAGUGGUUUGGGGACACCGCCCACGGGCAGGGGACCUACAGCCAUGCAGAUGGGUCCAAGUACGAGGGGCAGUGGGAGUACGACCGCCAGCACGGGCAUGGUGUGGAGCACUGGGUAGAUGGUGCGCGCUACGAGGGCACGUAUCAGGCCGGGAAGAAGCAUGGCAAAGGGUAUUUCACCUGGGCUGAUGGCUCUUCCUACGAUGGUGAGUUUUUCAACAACGACAUCCACGGCUCUGGUAUUUACUCCUGGGGCGAUGGGCGGAAGUACGAGGGUCAAUGGGAAGGAAAUCGGAUGCAUGGCAACGGCAAGUUCAGCUGGCCGGAUGGACGGCACUACGAAGGAGAGUACAUUCAUGACAUCAAGCAUGGCUAUGGGAUCUUCAAAUGGCCUGAUGGCAGAGAGUACGACGGUCAGUGGCGGAAUGGGAAGCAACACGGCAUUGGGUGGUCCUCCGCGCCGAAGCAGGAGAAGCGCAAUGGCGAAUGGAUGGACGGAAAACGAAUAAGGUGGAUUGGUGAAGAGAA
Molecule: messenger RNA, 842 nt
Organism: Symbiodinium necroappetens
Lineage: Eukaryota; Dinophyceae; Suessiales; Symbiodiniaceae
Source: the annotation of a GenBank genome assembly